This is a messenger RNA of Drosophila yakuba, 621 nucleotides long. RefSeq lists its product as uncharacterized. The transcript has a single exon. Lineage: Eukaryota; Metazoa; Arthropoda; Insecta; Diptera; Drosophilidae. The coding region runs from base 1 to 621 and encodes 206 amino acids. The record is from RefSeq and is a predicted model, not a curated record.
AUGACUGAAGUAUCUGAUGUUCUGGCGCAACCCUCGGAUGUCAACAAAUACGAGCACCUGAAGGAGAUUAUCAUCAAGCGCUUUACGGAAUCACCGGACAGACAGUUGCAGCGCGCUUUGCUGGAGCUUGACCUUGGGGACAAGAAGCCCUCGCAGCUCCUUCGGCAAAUGACAACUCUUGCUGACAGUCGCGCGUCUGCAGACGCCUUGCGAGUCCGCUGGCUCUCUCAGCUACCGCAGCACGUACAACGGAGUUUGAAGCUCCUACGCUCAGCAACUUUGGAAGCGCAAGCUGCACUCGCUGACGAUCUCAUGGAGGAGGAAUCGGGUUCUUUUGUCAUGGCUGCUGGGCCCUCCUCGGCACAAUUCAGAGGCAACACCCGCGAAUACCCGCCGGCAGCUGGCACAAGUGUCGUGGACGCCUUGAAACGCGACAUCGCUGCCAUCAAGGCCUCUUUAACUCGUCUCCAGAACAUGCAGCCCUCCAGCCAUUCUUGCCCAGCCGAUCGCAACGAGCAGCAACUCCGAGCACCACGUGUCUGUUUUUAUCAUGCCAAAUUCGGACCAAAUGCACGAAAAUGCUCCUCGCCCUGUGCCUGGGUGCCACAGCAGGGAAACUAA